AAGCGACCUUUUGCGUGGACGGUCACGACUCAAAGAGCUCUAGCCUAUAAAAUGCCGAUUUUCACAGUUUACACCAAUAAAUCGUCAGGAAAAGAAGAGGCAACACAGUUUCUCCUUGAUGCUUCAAAAUUUAUUGCAAGUUUGUUAGGGAAACCGGAAAAGUAUGUGACUGUGCGUUAUCACCCCGACCAGCUGAUGUCUCAUGGAGGGACAACCGAUCCCUGUGGUAGUGUGGAACUGUACAGCAUCAACCUUGGUACAGAGAGAAAUAAUUCUUUUGCAGAGGCCAUUGGGGAAUUCAUAGCUACUAAACUGACUAUUCCAAAAGACAGGUUUUAUGUGAAUUUCACAGACCUUAAAAGGACGGAUGUUGCAAUUGAUGGUAAAACAUUUGCCACUUGAUGGUGUAAGGAGUUAUCUCCCUACAUAUAUAUAUGUUUUAAGACCAUUUUAGCUUGAGCAACCUACAAAACAUGUAUCAGUGGUUGUGUUGUGAGCACUCCUGUAAGCAUGCGGGAUGUGGAAUGAGCUGAACACUUUUGUGUGAUAAAAUAAUAUGUACCUUUCUGUUUGUUCAGACCAAAUGCUAUUUUAUAUGCAUUGUAAAUACUCAAAAAGGUUUCCAUUACUUAUUGGACAAUUUCAAUUUGACAUUAAGACCCCAUGCACGCUGCCAUCUGAGCCCACAAGAGUGAUUUAUGUAAUUGGAUAAACAUGAUUCAUAAUUGUUGUAAAAUAAUUAAAGUUUUAAAGAAACUUGCAUUUGACACCUGCCAACCUUCACAGUCACAUGUAUAUUCCUGCUUGAAAUAAUUUGCCUUUGGUGGUCAUAUUCAUGCUUUUUAAAUGAAUAAAGCUUUGAAAAUCA
Mizuhopecten yessoensis (Yesso scallop) is the source of this 868-nucleotide messenger RNA. Its product is annotated as macrophage migration inhibitory factor-like. The record is from RefSeq and is a predicted model, not a curated record. The coding region runs from base 52 to 402 and encodes 116 amino acids. Lineage: Eukaryota; Metazoa; Mollusca; Bivalvia; Pectinida; Pectinidae. The transcript is spliced from 3 exons. Gene Ontology annotation, molecular function: cytokine activity; phenylpyruvate tautomerase activity.